Molecule: messenger RNA, 6184 nt
Organism: Dalotia coriaria
Lineage: Eukaryota; Metazoa; Arthropoda; Insecta; Coleoptera; Staphylinidae
Exons: 10
Coding region: 926-6043 (1705 amino acids)
Biological process (GO): potassium ion transmembrane transport; sodium ion transmembrane transport; regulation of membrane depolarization
Cellular component (GO): plasma membrane; HCN channel complex
Molecular function (GO): voltage-gated potassium channel activity
Source: RefSeq, a predicted model, not a curated record
AUAUUAAUUUGUCAAACACUAUAUUUUAUUAUUAUUACUAGUUCAGAAGCAAUAGUAAAAUGUCGAUUAAACCAAGUGCGACUCCGCCUAAAAUACAAGAAGGAAAAUUGAAAGUUUCUUAUGGUAGUAAACAGUAUGUUGGUCAAUCAUGGAAGGAUAUUAUUUUUAUUCCGUACAACCGACUUGUAAUGUUUACUUUUAUGGCCGCCACAUACAUGUCAGUUAUGUACAACGUCUAUCUGUUGACCUACUUGCCCAAAGAGCUUCCAUUUUUGGUACGGUUAAUAUUUGAAUAUGGCUGUGAGGUGGUAUACUUUGUUUGCGUCGUCGUCAUCAUUUUGCAUAGAUUAAUGAAAACACACAGGCAAAGAAUGAUUUAUAAGCCAGUGCCACUCUUUUUAAUCGCAGUGGAUUUUAUCAGCAUUCUACCUUUGCGGAUUUUAUAUGCCACAAUCAACCGAUAUACAUGGAAAAUGUACUUUUCUGAAUAUCAAUUGCAGUUUAAUCAAUGUUAUUUGAAGUUUGCAAGAAUCAUUCGGAUUAUAUUCUUUUAUUUUGAUUUAAGAGGUAAUUUGACCAAUAAUCAAACUGUUAUUAUAAUUGUGUGUCAUUUAUUGGGUUCUUUCAUGGUAAUAUUUAUAUUGGCCUCUGUAUAUCACUACAUUGGAUUGACCACACCAGUUAAUGUAGCUUCAUGGACAAAUCACUGGGUCAAUGCAAAUAUCACAUUGAAUAAUAUGAGUGACACAACAUGGUUUAUCAUUUGUAUUUAUGAGAUUGCUGGAUUAUAUUACAACAAUUCACUAGAAUUGAUUCGAUACACGAACAUGAAUGAUACAUUGCUUAUUUUCAUAGCGAUGCUACUUGGUUUUAUUUCGCAAUAUACCUUUUGUUAGGCACCCUAACUUCCGAGGAACUUCAAGGUAUGCGAGGAAAAUACAAUCUUCAAAUUCGACUCACUGCUGCUAAAAAGCUAAUGACUAUUUUGAUGAUGCCCGAACAACUUCAGCAAACCGUGCAAGAUUACUACGAAACUAUUUGGAACUAUCGUUUAGGGGUAGUCACAAUGCCCAGUAUUGUGGAUAGACUUCCACCUUUUAUGAAGUCCGAAAUUCUUACCGACAUUUACUGGGAAGCUCUACUUCAUACAAAAAUAUUUGAUAAUGUCAGCAAUGUUUUCCGGAAAGUAAUCGCUGAACAGAUGAAAACCGAAAUCUACAUGCAAGGUCAUCUGGUUUUUCGCGACAAGGAUAUUAAAGCUAAAUUGGUAUAUCUUCAAUCGGGAAUGUUAGAAAUUUACAACGUUGACGCGGAUGACUCCAGAAUAACCCUAAGCAGUGGCUCUGUACUUUGUGAAGUGUCUUGUAUACAAUGUAUGAAAUCUACUGCUAACGUAAAAUGUCUCACCAAUUGCACACUGCAUGUUCUGUACAUGGUAGAUUUCUACAAAGCGCUUCUGAAGAGCUACUCCCAUGAGUUUAAAACAAUGCGAAACACAUACCACACCAGAGUGAAUUAUUGCAGAUCCAAGUUAAACUAUGUUGGUAAACAAGUGCGCAUGUCACAUAUGCGCUGGGUAAAAACACAAUGGCGUAAUUUGUUUGAAUCAAAGGAAUCCACAUGUGAUAAACACUUUACAUCCAGAUUCCUUGAUUUGAUUGCAAUUAUUAGCACCAAAGUUGAUCCAAGUGCAUUUUGCUUAAGAGGAAAAUGCCCAUUUGUUAUGAUGUCUGGAACUGCGCUCUCCGCCUUCUUCUAUUACCUGUGCUUAUGUGCAACUCUGAUCAAUUUUUUCUUUACUUUCCGAGAUAUUUUCUUUGAAGGCCGAUUGGAACUAGAAAACUAUAAAUAUUACGUCCUGAUUGAUUCUAUAUUCUUUUUGGAUAUAUACCUGCAAAGCAUCAGUACAAUCAAGACUUUUAGUCACGUGAUUGAUCAACCAUAUGAUAUUCUAGUCUACAAAUUAAAGAACAUUUUCUUUCUGUUGGAUCUGGUGGCUUCUAUACCCUUGGAUUAUUUGGGUAUCAUAGCAAAACUUCCACCGAAAUGGUUGUGCGUAAUGAGACUUAAUCGUUUUAUAAGAUUGUAUAAAACAAUUCAAUUUUUCUACUACCAUGAAAAAAGAGUGACUCCAUAUGCAGGGCUGCUUAAAUUUUUCAAGUUUGUGCUUUAUCAUGUGCUGCUUGGACUUUUGAGCACAUCAGCGGUAUACCUCUGCAAUUGUUUCGGAGACGAAUGUCAGCCAACUGGAUUUGUUGCAAUAUUGAAAGCAAAACAUCUUGAAACCAUGGGCUACAAUAUCAAAAUCAGUGACUUUUUCAUAUGCUUGUAUUAUACAAUCAAUAUCUACAUGAAGUUGGUGCUCCGAGUGUACAGUCAGUUCCUUCUGUCUGAUUUGGUGAUAAAAGUAGUUAUCAUAAUCAUAAGUUACUAUAUGCUCACCAUUAAGCUGGCGCAGAUUUGUGCCCUGGUUGGGCUCCGAUACGAAAGAAGUCAUCUUCUUCAAGAACGCGUUGACAUGAUUGAUAUACGUGUACAGGAAAACAAAGAACUAAAAAAAUACAAAAAUCGUCUGGUUGAAUGUCUGUCAGCUGAGUGGAGCAUCAGUGAUGAUUUACGGUUUCAUGAUUUAUGCAGUAUUACACACCAAGAAUCCGAAUUUCUGCGUAGGAAUGUAAAUGACGAGUACAUUUUAUGGAUUCUAGAACAAACUGAUUUUUUCAAACCUUUUCCACGCGACUUUCGAUCUCACCUGGCACAUCAUAGUCAAAUAUUUCUUAUUCCUGAAGGACACGAAUUGAUAAAGUUUGAAUAUCGGUGCUUUUAUUUAUAUAUUGUAGUCCAAGGCUUUUGUGUUGGCAAAUCAUACACUGCUGGAGACUUAGAAAAAAAUAUUGACACAUGGUAUAAACGCUUGGAUGUUUUUCCACUUUUGGAAUACCUGCAUCAAGUCGGCAGUCUGAUGGACGUCAAAUCGCACACUGCUGUACAAGUGAUAACAAUUCCCUACUCUGUUUUUCAAGCAUGUAUCAGUGUUUAUAAUCGAGAAGUUAUGGUUCUCAAUGCCGCUCUGAAAGCGCAUGGUCGACAAUUUAUGGGAUUGCUGACUGGCGCAACCGCUUCCAAGGCGGAUGAAGAGGAAAAACGCAAACUAAACAAGGCAACCAUGUUUCAAUAUACCAUUCGUCGACAACACUUGAUAUUGGAUAUUACCAAUUGCUCCCAACAACAGUCUCGCGACUCUGCAUUUCUAAAGUAUCGCAAAAUUCUCAAACAAAUUGCCUACAGCACGUACAGCCCGAAUAGCAAUUAUUACAUUGCAUAUGAAAUAUUUCGCUGUCUAUGCAUUCUUCUGGACGUAAACAUUAUAUUUUUUCUAUGCGUAGCAGAGGUGUACAAGAAUAGUUGGGCUUUAUCGAUUACCUACGUCAUGUAUUUUCUUUGGUUCUGCGACAUGAUCAUUCAAGCUCAUUUAGAAUAUUAUAACAGUUACGGUAUACUGGUUCAAGAUUUGAAAGCCACUUCAAUGUACUAUUUGAGACAUUCGUUCCUGCUUGAAUUUAUAGGCGGUAUGCCAUAUGAUUUGUUCAAUCUGAUUGCGUUUGUACGACCUGCACGACGCUUGUCCGUCGAAAUCAUGAUACUUAUGACUGCACGGCUGAUAUUACUGCUCAGGCCAAUUCAAUUCUCAGUGUAUCUUCAAGGCGAUGGGGUGACAAGAACACAACGAUUCUUAAAAUACAUUACCAUAGUCCUGAUGAUUUACCAUUUUAUAAUGUUUCUGGCAGCAAUGAAGCUUUUAAUAACUUGUGACAUUGAUGAGGACAGGCAUUACCUAUGUCCAGAAACCUGUUGGAUUAUGGUGAGACAAUUGUUUCUGGAUUGGGAUGAGUCUAAAUUUUUCUGGAUUUCUUUUCGGUCCAUUUUGGUUACGGGUGUGAGCAUUGCGGGACCACUAAGUUUGGAAUCGGACCAUGUGUUAACUUUGGUGAUUGGAGUUAUAGUCAUUUUAGUACGGAUUGCUUUACUUAGCAAAAUAACUGGAGAUAAUUGUAAUCGUCAAUUUGCAUUAGUAGAACACCAAGACGCCAUGAAAAGAUACAAUGUUUUCUUUCGCGAUCGUCUUGUCAGCAACAACACAAAGAGUGAGAUGUUGAAUCACUAUAAGAACAUUUGGCAAAAAUCGUACUCUGAUAAAUCUAGGAAGAUAUUUGAUAAUAUUUAUCCGUUUCUGCGUGAAACACUUUUAUUGACCAUGUACAAAACGGCUGUUGCAAAGUGCAUUUUAUUCAAGGAUCAGAAUGUUGUUCUUUUUAAAUUGUUUAUUCCACAUUUAGAAGAGCGAUACUACGUGAAAAAUGCUCCAAUAAUUCGUACAAAUGAUGUUCAAGGCAAUAUCUUUAUUGUGGUCAAAGGUCAAGUGGAAGUAACAAUGGCAAGCUGUCGUUUGGCUCAUCUUGGAUCUGGCGGACUCUUUGGAUGCUUUGAACCACUCGGUUUAAAUCGUCAUACAAUGGCCUUUAAAGCAGUGCGACACACCAAUGUGCUUGUAAUUAAAGCACCACUCUUCUACCAACUGAUUAAAGGAUAUUCUAAAACCGAAAGCCUAAUGAGAAGAAUGAGAGAUACUCAAUUUCAAUAUGCAACAAUGGGUGUAAGGAAAUUUGAUAUUCAUGAUUCAAUGGCAAGUGCCGAAUCGGGACACACCAGUCUAAAGGCAGAAAGAUUACAAACUCUUUACAGACUGUUUUUGUACGUUACCAAUGUGCAUAUUGCUCCCAUUAGUGCUUACUGCGUGCUGGUCAAUAGCCAAGUGGAAAUUGGAGUAAUGCAAUUUUUACCAUUAUGGAUUGUUUUGGAUUUGUAUUUUUCACUGUGUUUUAUUAUCCGUGGAAGACAAAUCAAAAUCGAUCACAAAACAGGCGUCAUCAUAAAUCGUCCAAGGGAACUACAGUUUCAAUAUUUGAAAUCAUUUCUCUUUUGUGCUGAUAUAUUAACUAUUCUGCCCGUUUAUUUAAUCAGAAUAUGGUGGUUCAGCAAUUGGCAUCAAUUGGUUUUUUUGUCCAACAAACUCUUUCGUUUGUACUUUCUUUACCACCAGUAUCAAAAAUACGUCCUAGCCAAAAAUAUACCACGGCAUAUACAAUGGACCUUGCUUGUUUAUUCAACAUUCUUUUUAGCUCAUGGUAUUUUUAUCAUAUGGUGGUUCAUUUUGGAAAUGCCAUAUGAAGAAAAAAUCACAACGCGCUUUUUAUUCUUGGGCUAUAUUAACAUGAUGAAUUACGUAUCUACAUGUGGACUGUUAAUUAUCUCUGAUCAUCAGGCUUCCUACGUGGUUCAGUUGACUAUUGACAUGGUACUGGUAAUCAUGAGUACUGGUUUGACCAUUGCGCUUGCAAUGUUAUUUACCAAGAGUGUAAUUUCGGGAAAUUCCUACGAAUGUGUUUACCGCUAUCGUGCGAGAUUCUACAAGCAAUUUUGUCUCGUGUCUAAUGUAUCCGAUGCGUUGGUAGCGCGUACCUGGAACUAUCUUCAUUUUAUCUACAAGAAGCAAGGGGGAGAACAGUUUCCCAAACUGUACGAGCAUGCCCCAAAGUACCUUAAACAGGAGCACAUGCAGAGCUUAUUCGGGAGGCAUUUUACGGAUCAUCCGCUCUUCUAUGAUUUGCAUGUUGAUCUUCUAAGUCAACUACAGACGUAUAUAAAGUGCAAUUAUUUCAUGCCUGGAUCGAUAAUAGUUGAGAAGGGUAGCAAAAAUGGAGAGUUUUAUUUUAUUGAAACUGGAAAAGUGAUAGCUAUUCAAUCGACCAGUGAUGACGACCCUAAUCCAUUGUACGAAACUUUGGGACCAGGUAGCUCUUUUGGCGAAGUCCAAGCUUUCCUAAAUUUGGAGCAUACUAAAACAUACAAGGCUUUGUCUUCAGUUGAUCUGAUCGCUCUCGCCAUUAGUGAUUGGGAGUACUUGUUAGAGUGGUUUCCUGCAUCGAAACAAAAAUUGCUCAAUCGUGUUCAAGAACAUGCAGAUAUUCUCAAAUAUACAUAGGUUAUUUAUUUGCUUUGCAUUGUGCUAUCUUGUCGUUUGGGUUGCAUACAGUCAACCGAUGAGUUGUCCAUUUAUAAGUGUGGUAAAAGAUAUCGUAAACGUAAACAUUCUAACCUGCAAAGUCUUCAUUCCUUUUGUUAU